This is a messenger RNA of Hyposmocoma kahamanoa, 758 nucleotides long. Its product is annotated as FUN14 domain-containing protein 1. The transcript has 3 exons. Gene Ontology annotation, cellular component: mitochondrial outer membrane. The coding region runs from base 16 to 537 and encodes 173 amino acids. Gene Ontology annotation, biological process: autophagy of mitochondrion. Lineage: Eukaryota; Metazoa; Arthropoda; Insecta; Lepidoptera; Cosmopterigidae. The record is from RefSeq and is a predicted model, not a curated record.
UAUAUAAAUCUCACAAUGGCUAAACCAAAACCGGAAGACGCUUCUGAAGAUGCGAAAAAAAUUGUGGACGAUGCUAAAAAUUUUAUCGAAAAGGCCGUUGCUGAUAUUGGGAAGACUUCUGCGACAAAACAGCUAAUUUUAGGAACUGCGUCAGGGUGGAUAACGGGUUUUAUAACAAUGAAGAUUGGCAAAGUUGCAGCUGUUGGUCUAGGUGGCGGAGUUAUACUGUUGCACAUUGCUAGCCAGAAGGGCUAUAUUGACAUCAACUGGGAUAAAAUCAAUAAGAGGGUUGAUAAAAUCAGUGACAAAAUUGAGAAAGAGACUACUGGCAAAUCUGCAGAUUGGUUUGAAAAAGUAGAGCGAUUUGUGGACCGUAAAUUAGAUAAAGCCGAAGAUUUACUCAAGAAAAAAGAAGCUAAAGCUAAGAGCUGGUAUUACAACAUCACUGGGGAUGAAAGUUACCACGCUACUGAAACUCAUGUAUUCUUGGCCUCAUUCUUUGCAGGAAUGGCAAUUGGUCUUCUCUGUGGAAAAUAAGCUACCUUCUCUCAAACAUUGCCUCUAAUAUUUCCUUUGUAUAAAUGAAUAGGCUUAGGAUUAAUUUUUUGUUUGUACUUUUAUGUAUAGUAUUCACAUCAUAGUUCUUUUAAAAUGUUAGGUUUAUAUUAUUUCUUAAUUAUUAUGAAUAUUGAAAAAAAAUUGCUGGAAAAUACAUGUAUAACUAGAAGAGUAGUAGUUACUUAUUGUAUGGCAGGCUU